This is a messenger RNA of Larimichthys crocea (large yellow croaker), 1248 nucleotides long. RefSeq names its product uracil DNA glycosylase a (gene unga). The transcript has 7 exons. Gene Ontology annotation, cellular component: mitochondrion; nucleus. Gene Ontology annotation, molecular function: uracil DNA N-glycosylase activity. The record is from RefSeq and is a predicted model, not a curated record. Gene Ontology annotation, biological process: base-excision repair; base-excision repair, AP site formation via deaminated base removal. NCBI's taxonomy places the organism in Eukaryota, Metazoa, Chordata, Actinopteri, Sciaenidae. The coding region runs from base 120 to 1028 and encodes 302 amino acids.
AAUACUUUGAUCCCGGUGUGAGACUUUGGACUGUCGGAGGAGCUCCCAGCUUGUUUCUAACUAAUAGGUGUUAGUUAAUUAAGUUUGCAGCAGCUUGCGGCAGUUUGCAGCUCAACAAAAUGAUUGGACAGAAAACUAUUCACUCGUUUUUCUCGCCUGUGUCGAAAAAGAGAGUUUGUACGGAUUUAAAUGAAGCCGAGGAGGAUGCAAAAGACCCGAAGAAGAAGAGGUCCGCAGCAGCAGCGGCGGUGGCGGAGCCGUCCAGCCCGUCUCCUGCGCCUCUGUCCCCGGAGCAACUCGACAGGAUCGCCCGCAACAAGAAGGCAGCGCUGGAGAAACUGGCUUCCGCACAAACACCUCCAGGGUUUGGGGAAAGUUGGAGACACGGGCUGUCUGCUGAGUUUGGAAAGCCCUAUUUCAAACAAUUGAUGGACUUUGUCUCUGAAGAGAGGAAACGCCACACUGUGUACCCACCUGCUGAACAGGUCUUCACCUGGACACAGAUGUGCAACAUCCGAGAUGUCAAAGUGGUGAUUCUCGGCCAGGAUCCAUAUCACGGUCCUAACCAAGCCCAUGGAUUGUGCUUUAGUGUCAAAAGACCAGUGCCUCCUCCACCCAGUUUGGAGAACAUGUACAAGGAACUGGUCUCGGACAUCGAAGGCUUCAAGCAUCCCAGACACGGAGAUCUGACUGGAUGGGCCAAGCAAGGUGUGUUGUUGCUCAAUGCCGUGUUGACCGUCCGAGCGCAUCAAGCCAACUCCCACAAAGACAAAGGAUGGGAGGCGUUCACUGACGCUGUGGUGCAGUGGCUCAGCAACAACCUGGAAGGACUGGUCUUCAUGCUGUGGGGAUCAUAUGCACAGAAGAAAGGAGCCACUAUUAACAGGAAACGCCACCACGUCCUGCAGGCAGUGCAUCCUUCUCCUCUGUCUGCUCAUCGAGGAUUCUUUGGGUGCAAACAUUUCUCAAAGGCCAACGAGCUGCUCAAGAAAUCUGGAAAGUCUCCCAUAAACUGGAAGGAACUUUAAGUUCAGUGUUUCUAACGUGUGCUUGUCAACUAUAGACCAAAACUCACCCAUAAGCUUUCUAAGUUUCCUGUUUCAGCUGUAGUAUGUGCAGAGAUUUCUUUAUAAAAGAGUUAACGUUUUGUGCUGUACUCCGAGGUUUCAAGUUGUCAUGUUGUAAAUAUGUUUUUCUACCUUUUUUGUACUGAAAUGUUGGGUUUUAUUAAAGUGUUUCUAGAACGUU